This is a messenger RNA of Knipowitschia caucasica, 924 nucleotides long. Lineage: Eukaryota; Metazoa; Chordata; Actinopteri; Gobiiformes; Gobiidae. The record is from the annotation of a GenBank genome assembly.
AUGAUGAGCAGAGGUUUGUCCACCUGCGUUUGUCCACCUGGGUUUGUCCACCUGCGUUUGGCCACCUGCGAUCGUCCACCUGCGUUUGUCCACCUGCGAUCGUCCACCUGCGUUUGUCCACCUGCGUUUGUCCACCUGCGUUUGUCCACCUGCGUUUGUCCACCUGCGUUUGUCCACCUGCGAUUGUCCACCUGCGUUUGUCCACCUGCGUUUGUCCACCUGCGUUUGUCCACCUGCGAUUGUCCACCUGCGUUUGUCCACCUGCGUUUGUCCACCUGCGUUUGUCCACCUGCGAUCGUCCACCUGCGUUUGUCCACCUGCGAUCGUCCACCUGCGUUUGUCCACCUGCGUUUGUCAACCUGCGAUUGUCCACCUGCGUUUGUCCACCUGCGAUUGUCCACCUGCGUUUGUCCACCUGGGUUUGUCCACCUGCGAUUGUCCACCUGCGUUUGUCCACCUGAGAUUGUCCACCUGCGUUUGUCCACCUGCGAUUGUCCACCUGCGUUUGUCCACCUGCGAUUGUCCACCUGCGUUUGUCCACCUGCGUUUGUCCACCUGCGUUUGUCCACCUGCGAUUGUCCACCUGCGAUUGUCCACCUGCGAUUGUCCACCUGCGUUUGUCCACCUGCGUUUGUCCACCUGCGAUUGUCCACCUGCGUUUGUCCACCUGCGUUUGUCCACCCUGCGUUUGUCCACCUGCGUUUGUCAACCUGCGUUUGUCCACCUGCGUUUGUCCACCUGCGUUUGUCCACCUGCGAUUGUCCACCUGCGUUUGUCCACCUGCGUUUGUCCACCCUGCGUUUGUCCACCUGCGUUUGUCCACCUGCGAUUGUCCACCUGCGUUUGUCCACCUGCGUUUGUCCACCCUGCGUUUGUCCACCCUGCGUUUGUCCACCUGCGUUUGUCCACCUGCGUAGGCCAUAG